Molecule: messenger RNA, 1670 nt
Organism: Meira miltonrushii
Lineage: Eukaryota; Fungi; Basidiomycota; Exobasidiomycetes; Exobasidiales; Brachybasidiaceae
Product: adenosylhomocysteinase
Exons: 2
Coding region: 1-1314 (437 amino acids)
Biological process (GO): L-methionine cycle
Cellular component (GO): cytosol
Molecular function (GO): adenosylhomocysteinase activity
Source: RefSeq, a predicted model, not a curated record
AUGGCUGCUCAUAACUACAAGGUCGCUGAUAUCUCCCUCGCUGCUUUCGGUCGCAAGGAAAUCGAAAUCGCAGAAGGUGAAAUGCCUGGUUUGGUCGCUUUGCGUACCAAAUACGGUAACGAAAAGCCAUUGGCAGGUGCCCGUAUUGCAGGUUGCUUGCACAUGACAAUUCAAACUGCUGUUUUGAUUGAAACUUUGGUCGCUUUGGGUGCUCAAGUUACAUGGUCUUCAUGCAACAUCUACUCUACCCAAGACCACGCUGCUGCCGCAAUUGCUGCAACUGGUAUCCCAGUCUUUGCAUGGAAGGGUGAAACUGAAGAAGAAUACCAAUGGUGCAUCGAACAACAACUCAAGGCAUUCCCCAACGGUGAAGGACUUAACAUGAUCCUCGAUGACGGUGGUGAUUUGACCUGGACCGUUCACCAAAAGUACCCUGAACUUUUGGCCGGUAUCAAGGGUGUCUCUGAAGAAACCACAACCGGUGUUCAUCACUUGUACACUGCCAUGAAGCGUGGUACAUUGAAAUUGCCUGCCAUCAACGUUAACGACUCCGUCACAAAAUCCAAAUUCGACAACUACUACGGUUGCCGUGAAUCAUUGGUCGACGGUAUCAAGCGUGCCACUGAUGUCAUGUUGGGUGGUAAGGUUGCCAUUGUUGCCGGUUUCGGUGAUGUCGGUAAGGGAUGUGCUGAAUCUCUCCGCGGUUACGGUGCACGAGUCAUCGUUACAGAAAUCGACCCAAUCAACGCUUUGCAAGCUGCCAUGGCCGGAUACGAAGUUGAUACCAUGGAUGAUGUUGCUGCCAAGGCAAACAUCUUUGUCACAACUACUGGAUGCCGUGACAUCAUUACUGAAAAGCACUUCAACCAAAUGAAGGAUGAUGCCAUUGUGUGCAACAUUGGUCACUUUGACAUCGAAAUCGAUGUCGCUUGGUUGAACAAGAACGCCAAGGAAAAGAUUGAAUUGAAGCCUCAAGUUGACAGAUACACCCUCAACAACGGUCGUCACAUCAUUCUUUUGGCUGCCGGUCGUUUGGUCAACUUGGGAUGCGCUACCGGUCACCCAAGUAUGAUCAUGUCCUUCUCAUUCUGCAACCAAACAUUGGCACAAAUCGAAUUGUGGAAAGAAAACGAAGGCAACAAGAAAUACCAAUCCGGAAAGGUUUACAUGUUGCCCAAGUCAUCUGAUGAAGAAGUUGCACGUUUGCACUUGGACAAGGUUGCUGUUAAAUUGACCAAAUUGACAAAGGUUCAAGCCGAUUACCUCGAUUUGGGCGAAGAAGGUCCAUACAAGCCAGAACACUACCGUUACUAGAUGUACGGAUUGUGCUCUGACUGGUGGAGUUUUCUAGCUUCUUUCUCCAGCACAACCUGCCCAUGUCUUCUUUCAACACUGAUGACAAAAGGGUAGGUUAUCCUAUUUCCAUUCCAUACCCUAUCUCUCAAAAUCGAAGUUCAUCUCUUUUGAACUACAAAAUUAUUUUCUGGUCAGACUUCCUCUUUUGCUCUUGCGAUUGGGAAUUCUGUUCUUAUAAUUUACAUAUAUAAUCACUUUCGUACAUAUAUCUCGUUUUCUAGGUUUCGUCAUAGUCAAUCACUUUGCUGUGUAUCAGUAUUCAAGCAUUUCCGCUUUUUCAACAAAGCGUUUCAAUCCACAUCAUUGAAAAACAA